CGGGGUGACGAUUUUGAGCUGUUUUAUUCAACUUAUGGAUCAAUUUCGAUGCUUUAGCUGUCGGCGCUGUUGAGUUAUGUGUUAAAAUAUAGAUAUAAAAGUUAUCAUCAUGAUUAUCAUUACUAUUGUUAUUGGUACAGUGCAGUAGCAGAAUCAGCUGGCUCAGAUUUAUGAGUUGAGUUCAAUGUCAGGCUUUAUGCAAUGGGAAUUCCUAGUUCGCUGCCUCAGUUAUUCAGAACUGCUACGAUUGAUCGAUCGGUCGAUUGGUAACUGACUGCUCGUUUCCUUGCAAACUAUUGCUUUAAUUGAACUAAAUGUCUUUGGUUUGUGGACAAAUCAUGUUGGGAUUUGGGAAAAACACGCUCGACAUUCAUCAAACAACCGAUGGAAAGAAAAUAAAUGAUCUAAGUUUGAAGUCAUAGAAGAGAAAAUCAGAAAAUUCCCACAUUUUUAGAAGCUGGAUGCAGCAGAUGUUGGUCAAUUUUUUUAGCUUUGAAAAAUUAAAAAACAAAAUUAAUUUUGUUAGAUGGACAGUUGGCUAAUCAUUCCCGCUCUUCCCCCCGUGUAUGACAAAUGAUGGACGCAUCACAUGUUGAUGUAUGAAGUGAAAAGUUUUGGGCAACUCUCUGCUUCUACAUCCUCUGAAUUUCAUUGUAAUUCAUUGUAGUUGAAUUUCUUCCGACUCUUCAAGGCUUGUGGCAACAACUGAUGGCUCCUCCGAGCACAACUGACUGAUUAAUGAAUUGAGGUUGAUAAAGCUAAAAACGUAUCAAACUCCUUCACGCUUGAAAUUCCCGCAGUCGGAAAAUUCAAUUAAGAAACGACACUUCAAACUCUGGAGGAAAACAGUGAGCUGAAAGUGUCUAUAAAGGUCCCGGUUCAACCAGCAGGAUUAUCGUCUCAUACUUACAGUCAUGUGAUCCCUUGUUUAUGAGACAUAUUGAUUAACAGCCGCUGUAAAAACUUUUUUUCACUGUUACACUUUUGACUUUUUACACAACAAACCACUGAACCACGAGGUUGUCGACGUGACAUCACGGUCAUGCGCUGCUGCUGUAAAAUCCGUGACUCAACAAUCGUGCCAAAGACGUAAUCGGCCGCCAUGUUCCUCACCCUCGCCCUGCUGCGGAAGGGCAUCCCCGGCAAGCAGUGGAUCGGCAAGUACCGGCGGCCGCGGCAGGUCACGUGGCAGAUGCAGCGCAACACGCUCAAUCGGCUGGAGGUCGAGGCAGCGAACGAGUACUGGCUCAGCCGGCCGUACAUGACGCCGGAGCAGGAGUACUGCCACGCCGUGGAGCGCCGGGCCCAGGCCUGGCUCAAGAUGAAGGAGGCCAAGUUCGCCAAGUUUCCCGAGCACAAGCGCAUGGCGGACCACCUGAGUCACCUGAACAUCUCCAAGACGUGGUGACAAGAUGCACAGAGACUGAAGUUAAAGACAGCUCUGUGCUGUCGUCGACGUGAAGCCGAACGGACGCCGUGAAGAGUCGUCAACUGAGAUUUCAGCAGCCUGUUUUAACUCCAUCUUUCUUCUCCAAAAAAGAAAUCCAUGUUUUUUUUUUGUGGUAAAAGGAGAACCCACUCUGCACCCGGGGCUGAAGUUACUCCAAAUUCAGAUCAUCAACUCUGUACCUGAUUUGUGAGCUAAUAACUAUCAAUAAACAAUAUCACGUUGAGAAAAUCCUCCGGCUUUCACAGGCUGGUAAUGAAAUCUGUACAAUUAUCGAAGUAUGUUUUUUCCCCCCGAGGCAAAUGUCGGAGGAGUUAUAUAAACUGUCUGGGGAGAUUGAAUUUCACAUGGGAAAGUUUGUGUAUUAAACGUUUUGACCGUCAAUAA
Messenger RNA from Scophthalmus maximus (turbot), 1834 nucleotides. RefSeq names its product mitochondrial ribosomal protein L57 (gene mrpl57). Lineage: Eukaryota; Metazoa; Chordata; Actinopteri; Pleuronectiformes; Scophthalmidae. The record is from RefSeq and is a predicted model, not a curated record. The transcript has 2 exons. Gene Ontology annotation, biological process: mitochondrial translation. Gene Ontology annotation, cellular component: mitochondrial ribosome. The coding region runs from base 1103 to 1408 and encodes 101 amino acids. Gene Ontology annotation, molecular function: structural constituent of ribosome.